Leptosia nina is the source of this 249-nucleotide messenger RNA. The record is from the annotation of a GenBank genome assembly. Lineage: Eukaryota; Metazoa; Arthropoda; Insecta; Lepidoptera; Pieridae.
AUGCAGCAUACAUUCGCGCCGACCAAUGGGAUCGAGGGGAGCGACUUCAGCCCGGCAACAGGUUCUGGGCGCGUGAUGGCCCGAUCAAUACGAGCCCGCGCCGUCGCGUCAGACUACGCGAUUCCACUCCGGUGCUACGCCCGUGCCGGUUUCGUUCGCUUUAGGCAUAUCCACUUUUCGAUAGCAGAAGUGGAUAUCGCAAUGGCAACUAGGUUUCAUAAUACGAGGUUUUCUCACAUUCAAAAAUAA